Messenger RNA from Volvox carteri f. nagariensis, 5919 nucleotides. RefSeq lists its product as uncharacterized. The record is from RefSeq and is a predicted model, not a curated record. The coding region runs from base 1 to 5919 and encodes 1972 amino acids. The transcript has 9 exons. NCBI's taxonomy places the organism in Eukaryota, Viridiplantae, Chlorophyta, Chlorophyceae, Chlamydomonadales, Volvocaceae.
AUGACUGCCAUACAUGGCAACAGCAAUGGCAACCCCUGCCCUAGCGGAGCCCAAGCACGCGAGGCCGGCGGGACUGCCAACAGCACCACCGAACCAAGCAAUGCAAUAGCGACUGGGGCCGUAGCAGUGAUCACUUCGCGAGCUAUUGCCACUGUAGACGACGUACCAGUCGUUGGGAAUUCUCACCUCCACGACCUGCUGUAUGCGAAACCGCCGCCGCCGCCGCCGCCGCCGGUGCCCGCAGGGCUACCGCCCGCAGCAGCUGACACGGUAGCGGCUCGCCCGCGCACGACCCCCACCCUGCUGAUAUGGGUUGGAAGUCUGCCGCCGUUGCGGAAUUUCGCGCCGCCACCCGGCGCCAGCCCCCCAUGCUCCCCAAGCUCAGGUGCUCUGCCAGCAGCAGCGGACGAGCUGCAGACGCGGGACGUUUGCUGCUCCUCCGGCGGCGGCGACGGCGGCGACGGCGGUAUCCUGCCGGCGGCGGCGGUAGACAGGAAGCGGCAGCAGCGGCGACCCGGCGGCGGCGGCGGUGGCAAAGCAGCGGAACCUGAUGUGGAGCCGUCGUCGGCAGUAGCGGAGGCAGCAGCAGCAGCCGCAACAGCACCAGCAGCGGCGGCGGCGGCGACGGACAGUGAGUCUGAGCAGCGAAGUGCGGAAGUCGUGAAGAUGGAAGCAGAGACGGCGUGUCGAGUGGCGGCGCUUGUGCUUGGGGACGCCAUGCCCCGCUGGACCAGCUUCUCAUGCGAUUAUGAUGCCAACGACGGCGAUGACGGCGGCGGCAGCGGUGACGUGGCGGCGGCAUUCCUAUGUGCGACAACAGCGAACCAUCCACUUGCUGCAGCUGACGGCGGAGGUGGAGGUGGAGGUGGAGCUGGGAGCGACGGCGUGGCGUUGCCGCCACUCGCGUUGUCAGCAUCCGACCCGCCGGCGCAGGGCUUCACGAUACGGCCAUCACCGGGGCCGCCGCUGCCGCCGCCACCGUCGCAGACACCGCCGCCGGGCGGAGGGGAAACCGUCCAGGCAGAAUCGAACCCCAACACCCCAUGCACUUGCUACCCUGGCGAGCCUUUUGCGGGUGCGGCCGCAUGUCCGGGGGCGGCGGCUGUCCCGGUAGGUGGUGCCGCCAGGCUGGAGGCGGAACCGACGGAGGAGCCGAAAAGGUCUGCCGCGAUGUACGAGACGCUGACGCGGGCCCUUGUCGUGCUUCUGGUUGCCCUGGCUGCAGUACUGCUGACCAUUGGGCACUGGGUUGCCGUACGGUUCUGGGUCAAGGAUGUACGGGAUGGAGCAGCAACCCCUUGGUAUGAGCACUGUAAAGCUAUACCAGCGCUCUACGGAGCUGCUUUUGAUCUGAAGUCCAAAGCUCACUUGCCUUAUCCAAUUUCUGCAGCCGACCUCUACGUCUCUGCAAGGGCUUGGGCCAGAUUCUCUCCUAUGCCUACGCACAUCCCGAGAGGCGAUUAUGGACACAUCUGCCGUCGCAACGCCGAUGGGCAGAGCCACCCUGGGUCCGCUACAGCCACCCCCACGUCCUCCAACUGGCCGCUACGGCCCUCACCCUCCGAGGCCCGCGGCGGCCAGUUGCGUGCCGGUGCUACAUGCCGGGGUGGAGCCCGAGGCAACGGCCAUGGCCGCGGCUACAGCCGGGUCGGCCAUGGCCGCAGCUACAGCCCUGGCGGCGGCGUUACCGCCGCCGCCGCCGCAGCAGCAGCUGGGGAUUCCCGGCGUCACGAUGCGCUAAUGUCGCGCGUUCUUGCGGCCACCAAUUGGUACGAACUCCGUGCCGUACUGAUUACCGGCGGCGGCGGUGCUACCGACACUGCUGGGCUCGCUGCCAAUCCCGACGCCGUGCUGACGGUACUGCGCCGGCUAGCCGCCGUCACGGCGUACGACAUGCGGCCUCCGGAGUCGGCGGAUCUGGGAUCCUUCCUGGAGCGUUGGCUGGUGCAGCACUCGGGCGCUCUGCGGCUCAUGGGACCAACACAGCUGAGCUUGUGUUUGCACUCGCUGGCGAAGCUCGCACGGGGGGCCUUGCCAGCGCCGCCGCCGGUCUGGACGGCGGCUUGGUUUGCGGCAGCGCAGCCGUACCUGCUGCAGUACAGCUUCCGGCCCAAGGACCUCAGCUUAAGCCUGUGGGCGCUGAGCCGCCUACAGGUACGGCUGCCGCCGGCGGCGCUGCAGGUGCUGCUGGCGGCGGCGGAGCCGCACUUCCCGAGGUUCAACGGCCAGGACAUGUCGCUGGUGGCGCUGGCGCUGUCGACGCUGCAGGCGCGGAGUGGUAGCGGCGGCGGCGCCGCGGCGGCGGCGAUGGCGGCAGCACCAACCUCGCUGCAGCUGCUGCUGCCUAGCGCACUGUGGCAGCAGCACUUUCUGGAGCGUUGCGCGGCGGUACUGCCGGAGUGCGGGCCCCAGGCGCUCGCCAAUCUGCUUCAUGGCGUCGUACGGUCGGGCAUGGCGGUGCCGCGCUGGCUGCUGGGAGACGUGUGCGCUGCGCUGUACGGCAAGUUACCAGAAUGCAACCCACAGGCGCUCGCCAAUGUGCUGUCGGCGCUGGCGGCAGCCAGGUACCUUCCCGAGGACGAGGGCUGGGUGGAGCGGUUUCUGGCAGAGAGCGCGGCACGCAUGACGUACGGCAAUGCUAGCGGCCGGCUUGCCGCGGUCGAAGCGGCCACGGCUGGGAUCGGAGCCGCGGCCUCAAGGGCUUCAGGCGGCAGUGGCGGCGGCGACGGCGGCCAGGUCUGUAACCUGGAUGAUCUGACGCACAUCGCGGCGGCGGCGGCGCAACUGGCGCUGGCGCCGCCGCGAUGGUGGGUCGCGCGGCUGUAUGGCUCCAUAGAGCUGGCCCUGCCGCGUGCCAGCCCUCGCCAGAUCGCGCAGGCCCUGCAUGCGGUGGCGCAAUUGUACAGAUCUGGAGCCGCGGUGGCAGCGUCGCCGGCGCCGCAUCCGGCGGCGGAGCCGGCGGCCGCUGGCAGUGACGGCAGCGACCCGGCGGAGGGGGGUCUGGCGGCGGCCCCUUUGCCGCCGCCGCGCUCCCUGAUUGCCGCCUGGCACCGCGCCGCCGCGGUGGCGCUAUCGGGGUUCAAUGUCAUUGACGUGGCCCAUAGCCUAUGGGCGCUCGCCGCCUUGGGCGAGCGGCCGCCGCCAACGUGGCUGCAGCGCGUGCUGGUCACCUGCCGUAGCGGGCUUGCCGCCGCGCCACCAGGCGACUUGGCAGUGCUCGCCUGGUCGCUUUCGGCGCUGCGCUUUCGGCCAACGUGGUCGUACUUAGCGGACGUCGUAGACGCCAGCGAGCCUGCGCUGGCCGCCAUGACGGGGCAGGAUUAUGCCAUGUUGACGUCAGCGCUUGUUCGGCUGGGCUGCAGGCCGCGGCCGUCAUGGAGUGCCGUACUGCUGGAUGUGUUGUGGGGUAAGCUGGCGGAGCUGGAGGAUAGGUCGUUGUCGCAGACCGUUUGGGCGUUAUAUCGGUUGCGGGUGCAACCGCCGCCGGAGUGGCUGGAAGCGCUGGCGACGGAGCUGCAGCGUCGCUGGGAGCAUCGGCGGCGGCGGAGGCGGCCGUACCAGGCGGCAGAGGCGGCGGCGACGACGCUGACGGAUGCGAAAGUAGUAGUAAUAGGCGAAGAGUUGGGGUACAGUAGCGGUGGCGGCGGCGGAGAAGAGGUACGGCACAUAGUCGUACUGUUGUGGGUCAUGUCCAUGUGGGUUGGCGUGGAGCGGCGGCGGUUGCGCAUGGUUGGGGAGCUAAGGCCUAGAGCCCGUAGUGGACGCGUGCUGAACCCUGGUGUCGAUGUUGCUGGGGGUGGCGGCGGCGGCGGCGAUGGCGGUGUCGGUGCUGGCGGCGGCGGCAGGGUUGAAAACGCCAUCGGGCAGCAUCCACACGUGCACGUGCAUGUGCAGCCGCAGUCACUCGUGGCGUCAGGGGGUGACGCCGUCAGGGUGCCGGAAGUGCCGCCAUCUCCGUCAUCGACACCGCCUCGGCAACUGGGGCUGGGGGCUCAUCUUGCACUAACCGGGCGGCGGCGACAGUGGCGAUGGCGGCAACCAAGCUGUCGCGUUACGGCGCGCAUGCUGCGUAGGCGGCGGGCAGCAACGAUCAAGUCAGCGGGUAGUAACUUGGUUGGCGCCCUCGGCGGCGACGUCCGUGCCGCCGCCGGUUUCCGCCGUCGCAUCGCCGAGCAAGUGCUGGGCCCGGCCAUGGAUGCAACAGUGGCGGCGCUUGCUGCCGGGUGCGUCACAUCCCAAGAUGUGGCGCUGCUGCUGGCGGUGGUCCAGCGGCUGCCGUGCGCGUCGCGCUGCGCCGCGGCAACACGGCCAGCUUGGCGGCGGGCGUUACUGGCGGCAGUCGCGCGGCGAGUACACGACUUACCGCCGACGGGGUUCCUGAAGGUGCUCGGCGGCCUGGCGGCGCUCCGGCUGCCCCUGGAGCCGGAUGUGGCGACGGCAGUCGCCGCCGCCGCCAUGCCGCACCUAGCCGCGCCGCAUCUCCCUGCACUGCACAAGGUGGCCUUGCUGGACCGGCUGUUCCGCUUGAGGGUGGUGUCGCCGCCGCCGCUGCCGUCAGCGGGCUCGCCGUGGGGUCCCGUGCUGGUGUUUGGCCUACGUGCCCUGAGGUGUGUCAGCGAGUCAGCGGAGCCGCUGUUGCGGCUACAUGUUGAGAUCAUGAAGGGGCGGGUACGGCUGCGGAAGCUGGGGGCAUCCGACGGUAGCGGCAGCGGUGCCGCCAGCGCUCAGGCCGCCAUGGCAUUGCGACGGCUUGGUGCCGCGAGGGCGAGCGGCAUGGCGGCAGCGGCAGCUGGGAACAGCGACGCGGCGAGGCUAUUGGCGGCGGCGACGGCGGACGUGCGUGCGGCCGUGGCCGCCGCCGCCGCCGCAAGCGGUGGUGCUGUUGAUGUUCCUGUGGUGGCGGCGGCGACGGCAGGGCAGGAGGGCGACCACGACGACGACGACGGGGCUGACGGCGAGCAUCAGCGGCGGCGGCAGCGGCGGCGGCUCAGUCACCGAGUGCCGCCGAUUGGCGAGGAGCAGCGUGCGUGGAUCUGGCGGCGUGCUCGCCGUACAGUAGCGGCGUACAUGGCCGACAGAUCACCGGUCCUGGUCAUGCAGCUCGUCCAGAUCGUGGCGGAACAGAGCCGCCAACUUGACGGUGCUGCCGCCGCCGCCGCAGCAGGACCAGCGGCGGUGCUGCCGCCAGGGAACGUCCCGCCGCCAGCACCAACGCCGCCGCCGCCGCUGCCGCCAGGGCGGUCCCAUGUCCUCCUCAGCCAUCUCGGUGGUCUUGACGUACAGCCGCUGCCGCCGCCAUCACCCGCGCCGUAUUCAGAGCUGCUGGCCAUGCGCGAAUCCCUCUUGUGGCUGGCAACGGCCACCGGUCACUGGUGGAGUGCGAUGUUGCCCGUGCACAGGGGUCGGGCAGCGCGGGCAUGGCGGCGAGUGCUCGGGUCGUUACAGCGGUCCGAGGGCGGCCGUAACGGCUACAACGGCGACUGCAACGGCGGCGCCAGCAACGGCGUUGAAUUGGCGUUUCAGCUUCGGAUACGGCUUCCUCCUGCCGUGGCUGCGCGCCGGAGCCCAUCGGGCGUUGGGUAUCGGGGCAUAUGGAGCUGUAUGGCCGUAUGGGACGGGGGGUAUGAGAGCAGAGCAGUGGGUCGUUGGUACGGCACUGCAGAGGAAGGUAGGGGGCAGCUGGUGCGGGGGUGCGGCCCAGUGCCGUACAGCCUCGCCUGUGGAAUCCUGCGGGGUGACUGGCUGCACCGGGGCCGAGCCCUUUUCAGCUUCACUAUCCUAGCCUUGUCUUGCCACGGUGCCACCCCAGGACCACCCAGCACAUUCCUGGUGACCACAGUAUCCACAUUUCGCUGCACCGGAGUGCAGAGAGUCUACCUGUGCGAUUGCAAAUCAAGGGUAGUGCUGCCGGCCGCAUAA